AACUACAUCUAAUCCGAACCUAUAUCAGAGCUAACAAAAUGCAUCAAAAGACGACGUACACCAAGAGCAGAAUGUGUUUAGAGCUGAUUAUACGCCAGGUGUGAUAGAAACACAACUCCAGCCCCAAUAGAUUAGCAUUGGAGGUGCCGUGUGCUCAUCAGGCAACAUGAAGUUCACGCUGAUUAUAGCCAGAUUGAAUUUCUUGGCCGUCGUUCUGCUUUCACUGGUCUAUUGCUCUCAGCAAGCAAGCACUAAUUGUUAUGAUAACCACGACGGAUUUAAUGCCAUUAUUAAUAAUCUGCCAAGUGAUCCGGGCAGCGCAAUCGAUACGCUUGGCACAUUGGCCCAGGCGCCGCCAAUGACAACGAAUCCGCCGAUUGACGCCUCCGUCUGGAAGUGUUGCUGCUGGGAAGCAACUAAUCACAACGAGUUCGAGUGCCGAUGCGAGGGCGAAGCGUUGACGCGCGUGCCCCAAACUUUGAAGCUGCCGCUGCAAAGGCUCACAAUUGCAUCCGCCGGACUGCCGCGCCUGCGGUCAAUGGGCCUGAAAGUGUACGCCCCAACUCUAUUGGAUGUUGCUUUUAUAGACUGCUUGCAGCUGGAGACCAUCCAGAGCGGAGCGUUCUCUAAUCUAACGGUUCUGCGUGCCAUCUACAUUUCGAAUGCCCCAAAAUUAAGCUACCUGGCCAAAAAUGUGUUUGAGGGCAUUUCCGAUACCAUUGAAAUCAUACGGAUCAUAAAUAGUGGAUUAAAAACUGUGCCAGAUCUGGGAGAUUUACCGCCCUAUAAUAUACUGCAAAUGAUAGAUCUCGAUAACAAUCAAAUUUCCCGAAUCGAUUCCAAAUCCAUUCAAGUGAAGACUGCACAACUUGUUUUAGCAAACAAUGAAAUAACUUUUAUUGAUGACUCUGCAUUUCUGGGCUCGAAAAUAGCAAAGCUUUCAUUAAACGAUAAUCACAAACUUACCGAAAUUCACCCGAAUGCAUUCAAUGGCAUCAUAGACAUGACAGAACUUGAUCUCUCGAGCACAUCGCUUGUCCGCCUGCCCUCAGCUGGACUGCAGACUCUAGAAGUAUUAUACAUAGCCAAUACGCACACCUUGAAGACAAUACCUUCCAUAUACAACUUUCAGAACCUACAGAGAGCUCACUUGACCCACUCGUUUCACUGCUGCGCCUUUCAAUUCCCGUCGAGGCAUGAUCCCCAGAGGCACGCCCAACGCGUGCAGGAAGUGGAGAAAUGGAGGGAUCAAUGCAAGGGCACCCGAGAUGUGCAUACAAACUAUGAAAGAAGCUUGAGCAUGAAUAAUCUCACGCCAUUGGCGAAUGUGUCGGAGGUGCAGCCUAGUGGCGCCACUAUAAACAACCUACUUGGGGCAUCUACGCCCAACACGUACGACUAUAUGGCUGAUUCCGUAUUGAACAACAUUGGCAUAUUCCACGAGGAGAUAACAAUAAACCCCGACGAUGAUCAGCUGGCUGAGUAUUGCGGUAACUUCACAUUUAGAAAGCCCCAUGUAGAGUGUUAUCCCAUGCCCAAUGCCCUAAACCCCUGUGAAGAUGUCAUGGGCUAUCAAUGGCUGCGAAUCGCGGUUUGGAUUGUGGUUGCCUUGGCCAUAGUUGGCAACGUCGCAGUUCUCACUGUAAUACUCUCAAUUAAGUCGGAGAGUCCGUCAGUGCCCCGCUUCCUCAUUUGCCAUCUUGCAUUUGCGGACCUGUGCCUGGGUCUCUACCUGCUGCUCAUUGCCUCCAUCGAUGCGCAUUCAAUGGGCGAGUAUUUCAACUAUGCCUUCGACUGGCAGUACGGCUUGGGCUGCAAGAUAGCUGGAUUUCUGACCGUCUUCGCCAGCCACUUGUCGGUGUUUACCCUGACUGUCAUCACGAUUGAACGCUGGUUCGCCAUCACGCACGCCAUGUAUCUAAAUAAACGCAUCAAGUUACGGCCAGCUGCCGUCAUUAUGCUAAUGGGCUGGAUCUACUCCAUCGUAAUGUCCUCGCUGCCCUUGCUCGGCAUAAGCAAUUACUCAUCGACUAGCAUCUGCCUGCCGAUGGAGAAGCGCGACAUAUACGAUUCCAUAUAUCUGGUCUUGAUCUUGGGCUGUAAUUUCCUUGCCUUCACGAUUAUCGCCAUUUGCUAUUCGCAAAUUUAUCUGUCGCUCGGCCAGGAGACGCGACGGGCGCGUCAGAACCAUCUGGGCGAGAUGAGUGUGGCCAAGAAGAUGGCACUUCUAGUCUUCAUCAAUUUCAGUUGUGGCGCUCCAAUUGCAUUCUUUGGUCUCACCGCAUUAGCCGGCUACCCGCUGAUCAAUGUAACAAAGUCGAAAAUCUUACUAGUAUUCUUCUAUCCCCUGAAUUCAUGUGCGGAUCCUUACUUAUAUGCCAUCCUAACAUCUCAGUAUCGGCAGGAUUUGCUAACACUGUUGUCAAAAUUCGGUCUCUGUCGUCAAAGAGCUCUCAAGUACAAGCAUUCCGACUCGAUGCAUGGCACCUCACACUACACCAUUCGCGGCUCCAUUGAACGGGAGCACUCCGUUGGCCAAAAGUGUCAGAAAAUUGUGGCUGCCGAGGCGCAAAACAUGCUCCGGAAUAAUGAGGAUUAUGUGUAAUAGCAC
Drosophila navojoa is the source of this 2611-nucleotide messenger RNA. It is a transcript of the gene Lgr1, whose product is annotated as Leucine-rich repeat-containing G protein-coupled receptor 1. Gene Ontology annotation, biological process: activation of adenylate cyclase activity; adenylate cyclase-activating G protein-coupled receptor signaling pathway; hormone-mediated signaling pathway. The record is from RefSeq and is a predicted model, not a curated record. NCBI's taxonomy places the organism in Eukaryota, Metazoa, Arthropoda, Insecta, Diptera, Drosophilidae. Gene Ontology annotation, molecular function: protein-hormone receptor activity; protein binding; G protein-coupled peptide receptor activity. Gene Ontology annotation, cellular component: plasma membrane.